CACCUGAUUGUGCUCAGUCCAACCCUUUACACUCUCUCAGUCCAACCCAACUUCAGUCACUCGCUCAUCUGCUUGUUGGAUAAUAAUAUCUUAAUACCGCCAAAAUGGUUCAGCUUCUCAAGUACUCCGCCGCUGGCGCCCUCUUCCUCGCCGCUGCCGCCAACGCCGCCCCCAAGUACAACGAGGUCCCCGUCUCGUACGAGGAGGAUGAGUGCACCGACGAGCCCGAGUACCCUACCGGCGGCUACCCCACUGCCACCGAGACCUCGAGCACCGCUGCCGUGACCUCGUCCGGCUCGUACUCUGCCACCUACCCGGCCACCUACCCCGUGCCCACCAACACCUACCCCGUCACCGACGUCAGCAGCACCUACGCCGUCUCGACCAGCUACACCACCACCGUGUACACCAUCACCAGCUGCGCUCCCGACGUCGCUGACUGCCCCUACGGCUCCGUCACCACCACCGUGGUCCCUUGCACCGAGACCAGCGCCACCUCCGAGUACCCUGCCACCGAGACCUCGUCCGAGUACCCCACCGGCGAGUACCCUACUGGCGAGUACCCCACCGGUGGUGAGUACCCGACCAAGUCCACCGCCUACCCCACUGGCGAGUACCCGACUGGCGAGUACCCCUCGACCGAGACCGAGUACCCUACCGGCGAGUACCCCACUGGCGAGUACCCCACCGGCGGCGAGUACCCGACCAAGUCUACUGCCUACCCUACUGGCGAGUACCCGACCGGCGAGUACCCUACCGGUGACUACCCCGUCCACCCUACCGGCUACCCCGUCACCGAGUACCCCCACGGCAACGCUUCUUACACCGUUCCCGUUGAGUCUCCUUACCCUACCAUCCCCACUGCCGGCGUUGCUGCCGUCCGUGUCGGUGCCACUGGUGCCGUCAUUGCCGCCGCUGGUCUCUUCUUCGCCCUUUUCUAAGCGGCUUCUGAAGAGAAGUGUGGUGGUGUUUUGGUGAUGGAGAAAAGACGCCCAUGACGAGCAGGCCGGGGGGAGCCUCCGCCCUCACCGGGUGAGAGCCCCUCUUGUCUGCCACGGCCAUGGACAUUCUUACGAAAGAUCAACACGGUGGAAAAGAAAGCUAUGCCCUGGCUCUAAAAGGCGCGACUUUGCACAUGCCCAUAUUUACUAUACCUACCUGCCUUUACUUGUAAAAACUUUCAUCCCAUCGUUGGGGAGCCAUGUAGAAGGGGGCAGGGCUGGGCCGUCUUUUGGUGGGGGACUUCUUUCAGGGGGGUUUUCUGGCGGAGGAUUGGUCUUGUUUCUGUCUUAUUUCUGCAUUGUCUCCAGCGAGACCCUAAUUAAUGUUGAGUUGAAUUGUAAACGCAACCCACACUCGUUCACUUCUG
Molecule: messenger RNA, 1369 nt
Organism: Microdochium trichocladiopsis
Lineage: Eukaryota; Fungi; Ascomycota; Sordariomycetes; Xylariales; Microdochiaceae
Exons: 1
Coding region: 105-941 (278 amino acids)
Source: RefSeq, a predicted model, not a curated record